AUGGAGAAGAAGGCCCACGUUACGAUGUUACGAUUAGAGAGGCAUGGUGUCAGUCGCCGCGCCUUGAUCGCGUUCAUCCUCAUCACUCAAAUUUUGGUCUUAGCCAGCACCAAUUUCGCAGCGUAUACCUGGGGGAUAACACGAUUAGUGGAAAUCUUGGCAUCAGCCCCACGCAUGUCCAAUUCUAACAGUUUUAGUGGACCUCAAGUCCGCACACAACCAAAGUUUUUGGAGUUGAAUGAAGCAUACGCCGAGAGACCUUCUCCCGCCACAGAUGCAGCGUGGGAAGCCAUAUUUCCACCUCAUGGUGGCUUCUUCAAAGACAGCGAGAUCGCACCAACUGGCGCAAACGUUCUUCCACCUAGUGGCAUUUGCGGAAUCUUGAAAAUCAAACUCAAUGGUCUAUAA
Molecule: messenger RNA, 408 nt
Organism: Parastagonospora nodorum SN15
Lineage: Eukaryota; Fungi; Ascomycota; Dothideomycetes; Pleosporales; Phaeosphaeriaceae
Exons: 3
Coding region: 1-408 (135 amino acids)
Source: RefSeq, a predicted model, not a curated record